AUGGGUUGGCCACAUGCAGUUGCCCCAGCCUUGAACCGGAUCCAAGCGGCAAUCGGUGUAUGUAGUAGGAGAAGACAAAAGCAGCCAGAUACCAGUACCUAA
This is a messenger RNA of Plenodomus lingam JN3, 102 nucleotides long. The record is from RefSeq and is a predicted model, not a curated record. Lineage: Eukaryota; Fungi; Ascomycota; Dothideomycetes; Pleosporales; Leptosphaeriaceae.